CAGCCAAGGUGGUGUUCCAUGUGAGUCUCGUCGUGCCGGAUCGGACACGGUAGUUCUGAUCGAGACAUGCCGCGCGGUAUCCCAAUGAGAUCCUCUCUGAGGAGCCGAGAUUCAUCUUCGACGUCGACCGGGGUCGAUCCACGGGAACGCGUCAAGGACUGUUGCCGGAAGUUGGUGGCUUUCAUGUGCACUCAAGUGGGCGUGGGCGGUCUGGUGGUAGGCUAUGCCAUUGUGGGCGCCUUUGGCUUCAUAAUGAUUGAAUCCCAGGUCGAUCCGACGGCGACAGUGUGCGUGCGAGAAUAUAUUCGUCGGGAAUAUGCCGACGAGCUGUGGUUCAGCACCGCUAGCAAUCAAUCAGUGAACGUGUUCAAUCAGACCGCUUUCUACGUGGUGUCCAAUAGUAUUCUGCAACGUUAUCAAGAAAAUAUUACUAAAGGCAGGCAACAGAAACUGAACUGCAAUGGCCUAACACCUACCGAUCUCUGGUCAUUUCCAUCGGCGUUGAUGUUCUGCCUCUCGGUGUUCACUAUGAUCGGUUAUGGCAGUCUGGUGCCGAAGACUCAGUGGGGUAAAGGUGCCACGGUGAUCUACGCCGUGCUGGGAAUUCCACUGUACGUGCUCUAUUUCUUAAAUAUGGGCAAGGUGCUCGCGCAGACUUUCAAGUGGUUGUAUACGCGAUUGCACGAGUGUACGGGUCAGCGGAAACCUGGGCAGAGGAUCAUCGUGCCCUCGACCGCUUGUUUAUGGGUGAUAUGCGGCUAUAUAGUCGUCGGUUCGAUCAUGUUCGCCGAAUGGGAGAAGUGGGACUACCUGGACAGUACUUACUUUUGCGUCACUUCGCUCUGCAAAAUCGGCAUGGGUGACCUAGUUCCAGGCUGGAGCCAGCGCGACUCUACGGAAGACAGCCAGACAAAGCUCAUCAUCAACUUUGUGUACUUGCUGCUAGGCAUGGGCCUGAUAGCCAUGUGCUACAAUCUGAUGAGGGAAGAUGUAUAUGUGAAGGCCCGGGAACUCAAGGAACAGCUGAACCAAGCGAUGGACGCAGCUCAUUAUAAAUUAAUGACGUGUUGCAACUGUAAGUCAGAACCUGCAGAUUGAAAGGUCAAAAAGAAUCGCAGGAUGCAUUACAGAAGCAGACUUCAUCAUAAGAAGGUGCAAAAGCUGUAAUAAAGCGAUAACGGGAAAAAAACUUUUGGAACCUAAUCGCAGAAGAGAUCCUUCGCUAUCAACGUAAAAUUAUAUAAAGAAGAAAUAAGAUAGAGAAAGUGAACAAGUUUUGUAUCGUUGCAUAAAUACUAAUGUUAUCACAAGUACAGAUUAGUUUGCCAGUAAUUGUAAAUGGUUUGUGGUAUAUAGUACGUUGUAUCAUCGUGCUAGACGUAUCCAAUAUUAUUAUGACAUAUAAAAUAAUAUAAUGUCUCGUUUUGAUACGUUUAAAGAGAGGUAAGAGAGAUUCCCGUCUAAGAAGGUUAUUUCAUUUUCAAUACAUAAUUGUUAAAUAAUUAUUGGAAAUUAUAGAAACAAAAUUAUGAAAUCAAUACUACGAAACUAAAUACUACGAUUACUGUCAAAUAGAUUGUAUAACUAAUUGUAAAAUUUAUAAUUUUUAUUAUGCUAUUAUAUUAAUUUAUAUAUAUAUAUAAGUGAAAGUCUGUCUGUAUGUUCUUUAUACAAUUCGUACCAAUGGACCGAUCUGAACCAAGUUCGGCAUAGUUAUUCAGUAGGAUUUUGCAAAAAAUAUAGACUAUCUUUUAAUUUGGAAAUCCAAUUACCGCGCACUAAAAUCAAUCUCAACUUUCGCUCCCUGAAAUUAAUAAUAUGUUAUAUGCCGUACCUAGGAAUAACUGUAAUAAUUAGAAUGAAAAUUUGUGCAUUUAUAAAAGUUCGAAUAGGUCAAAAUGACGUAGGUAGCUGAUUUCACAUAAUAAAUGUCAAAAGUAAACGCAAAAAUAGUGAAUAUGGAAAUGGAAUUAAUUAACGAAACGAAAAAGUUGGAAGAAUUAGACGAAUAUAGAAUUUUUAGGAUUAUAUUGCAAAUUUUUGAGAAAAAGUAAAGGUUAAAACUUUUAGUGUUAGAAGAUGGAUUUGAUGAAUUGUUGAAGCAAUUCUGAGAUAUGAACAGGAGCAAGCUGUAAAAAUGGUCAGGAGAGUGUAAAGAGGUUGAGGAGAAAAGUGAAAUGGAAAAGGUUGAGAACAAGUAUAAUAUAAUAAAAACGCUAGAGUAGACGAAGGAAAAAGAAAGACAAAGAGGAAGCCGAAAAA
Molecule: messenger RNA, 2262 nt
Organism: Vollenhovia emeryi
Lineage: Eukaryota; Metazoa; Arthropoda; Insecta; Hymenoptera; Formicidae
Product: TWiK family of potassium channels protein 18
Exons: 1
Coding region: 67-1098 (343 amino acids)
Biological process (GO): stabilization of membrane potential; potassium ion transmembrane transport
Cellular component (GO): membrane
Molecular function (GO): potassium ion leak channel activity
Source: RefSeq, a predicted model, not a curated record